GUAUCUGUUUAAAUUUUCUAGUCCUACUAGUUAAAUUUUUUGGCGUUAUUUUCAGGAAUACAGAAGAUCAUUUUCGGAUUGGUGGUCCCUUUAAGUACUGUGACGUCAGCUCAGCGCCCAAUAGCGGCGCGUAAACUCAACUUUACAGUUUGUUGUCACAACUGCUAGCUAAGUUUAAGCUAACACCAGCAAACUGUUGCGCUAACAAGACGCCUUUGUUGAUAUUUAUCAAACGUAGGCUUUUUUUGUCAGAUACGAGUGACUCACACAAUAUAUUUUUUUAUUUGUCAUAAAGAAAAUGACUUCCGCUUUGUCUGAUCCCACCCUUGAGAGGCAUUUCAAGGGUCACAGGGGUGCAGUGACGAGCGUAGAUUUCAGUUGCAAUAUGAAACAGAUUGCCACAGGUUCUGUGGACUCAUGUGUAAUGAUCUGGAACAUGAAACCUCAGAUGCGAGCUUAUCGCUUUGAGGGCCACAAAGACGCAGUCACGUCUGUGCAGUUUUCUCCAUCGGGUCACAUGGUCGCUUCGGCCUCCAGAGACAAGACUGUACGUCUUUGGGUUCCCAGCAUAAAGGCGGACUCAACAGAGUUCAGGGCUCACACCGCCGCUGUGCGUUGUGUUAACUUUUCUGACGAUGGACAGACUCUGGUAACAGCAUCUAACGAUAAGACCAUCAAAGUGUGGACCGUUCACAGGCAGAAGUUUCUCUUCUCCUUCAACCAGCAUGUCAACUGGGUUCGUUGUGCCAAAUUUUCUCCAGAUGAUCGUUUGAUUGUAUCAUGCAGCGAUGAUAAGACGAUAAAACUGUGGGACAAAAACAGCAGAGAGUGCAUCCAAUCUUUCUUUGAACAUGCUGGUUAUGCAAACCAUGUCGACUUUCACCCCAGUGGAACGUGCAUUGCUGCAGCGAGUACUGACAGCUCUGUGAAGCUGUGGGACAUCAGAACCAAUAAGAUGCUUCAGCAUUACCAAGUCCACAGUGGUGCGGUGAAUAGUUUGUCUUUCCAUCCUGCUGGUAACUUCCUCAUCACGACGUCCAGCGAUUCUACAGUGAAAAUAUUGGAUCUUUUGGAGGGAAAGCUACUGUACACGCUGCACGGACAUCAGAGUUCAGUUACCUGUGUGGCGUUUUCUAGGACAGGGGACUACUUUUCCUCCGGAGGAGCUGAUGAGCAGGUGAUGGUGUGGAAGAGCAACUUUGACUGCAUCAAACACGGUAAUGGAGUCAAAGUGCAAAAGAAAGGCACUUCCACUGUCAGACCACCAACAAGCAGCUCCAUGGCUCGCUUUCCCCUCAACUCCGAUCCGUCUGUGCUUCACUGCCAGACAUCUGAACCAGCAGAGCAUGUUAACAGACAGGAAUCUCAAACUGCUUCCCACGCUCAGAGCUUCAGUCAUGGAAGUCACAGCAGAGCCGCUCAUUCCCAAGUCUACAGGGACCCCAGCAUCAGCUCCUCUUCCACCCGACAAACUCAGACUACACAGCUGCCUUCACGCCACCAUCAAUCAGACAGCCAUACUUCAGAUGGAAAGGUUCCUUCUGGCAUAGCGAACGCACUGGAACACAUUAUAGGCCAGCUGGAUAUUCUUACUCAGACCGUUUCGAUUUUGGAACAACGACUGACGCUGACGGAGGACAAGCUUAAAGAGUGUUUGGAGAAUCAAGUGGAGAUUGGGUUGCAUCUCCAGAGAGAGGAGGCCAAAUGAUUAGACAAAACUCAAACUUUCAUUUCUUUUCUUUUUUUUUUUUAUGCAAAUGUGAUCCAAAAAGUCUUCAAGCCUUACCCCUGAUUUACUCUGGUUAUAUUGCACAGAGAAAUCAGAGAUAAGAAAGUUGAAUAUUAUUAGACGUUUUUCUGCAGGAAUGCUUAGUGCGCAGUCUUUUCUGCUGACAGGGGACUAAACUGUCUGCAUGCGUUUGUGUGUGGUGUCUGCAUCUGCAAAAUGAUGCUGUCUGAACAGUACAAAGAAGGGACUUCAGUGCUUCACGUUCAUAGAUGAGCAUCAAAAACUGUAUUUUUAGAGUUUACAUCCAACAUUCUGCAACAACAAACUUUCAUAUUUAAGAAGUAAAAUGUAAAUGUACUGUAUUGCUUUUAUUAUAUUCCGCUUUUGACAUUUUCCUAAAAACAAUAAAUUAUUUUACUUAUCACUUAA
Molecule: messenger RNA, 2158 nt
Organism: Oryzias latipes (Japanese medaka)
Lineage: Eukaryota; Metazoa; Chordata; Actinopteri; Beloniformes; Adrianichthyidae
Gene: poc1a
Product: POC1 centriolar protein A
Biological process (GO): cilium assembly
Cellular component (GO): ciliary basal body; centriole
Molecular function (GO): protein binding
Source: RefSeq, a predicted model, not a curated record